Molecule: messenger RNA, 2078 nt
Organism: Papilio machaon (common yellow swallowtail)
Lineage: Eukaryota; Metazoa; Arthropoda; Insecta; Lepidoptera; Papilionidae
Gene: Cog7
Product: conserved oligomeric Golgi complex subunit 7
Exons: 17
Coding region: 47-2056 (669 amino acids)
Biological process (GO): intracellular protein transport; retrograde vesicle-mediated transport, Golgi to endoplasmic reticulum; Golgi organization
Cellular component (GO): COG complex
Source: RefSeq, a predicted model, not a curated record
UGAAAUUAAUUAUCGGUUCCCCGUUGACCAGUUUUAAAGUAGAGAAAUGAUGGACUUAAAAACGUUUGCUGACGACGACUUUGAUCCUAAAAAGUGGAUUAAUAGAGCUUGGAGUUCUAGUGGUAAUCAAGAGAAAGAGGACUUUGUAACCAACACUGUAACAAGAUUACAGCUUUAUAUGAAGCAGUUAAGUAACUCAUUAGAUGAAACAACUACACAUAUAGUAACAUCAGUACCUAGGAUACUGCAAGACGCGUCUACGCUGCAAGUGGAAGGUGCGUUACUGCAGCAAAAGCUAUUAACCUUGGAAGAUCAGGUGCAAGGUGUGGAGCGGCAGACGGGACAGUCUAUUGAGAGUUUGCAGAGGAUUGAUAGAUUGAAGAGUCGGCUUGAGACAGCAGCGUCAGCUCUCCGUGAAGCAGAUAAAUGGGCGGCUUUAGCGUCCGCAUUGGAAGAUAUCUUGGAAACAGGUGUGCCAACCAGCGGGGAUAAGCUGGCACAGCUGGCGGAACAGGUGGCUGCUAUGACUGCUAGUCUUGAGGUACUAACUGAAGCCCCCGACUAUGAAUACAAACGAGUACAAUUAGAGACGUUGUACAAUAGAUUGGAGGCGGCCGUUAGCUCGCCAUUCAUUGAUGCUCUCACACAGAUGGAUGCUGAUCGUACGUCAUCGUACGUAAAUGUAUACCGAGCGAUGCAACGCGGUCAAUCCGCGGCUAGUUGUUGGCGGCGCGCGGCGGCUGCGCGUGCGGCCGGCGCGUGGCGACGACAGCACACACAUACUGUACGUGUACUAGCCGCGACUGUACUGGACGAUGGAGAGAAACAGGUGGAAUGGUUAUCUUCAGUAUUGAAGUCGGAGACGCCACUAGCGGAGAUAGUUAGGCUGUACACGGAUCUAUUGCCGUCACUAGACCCCUCACCCACAAAGGUGGUCUUGGCUAAUUUUAAACUAUGCCAAAGCCCUGAAGAAGGUAUGGCUCUUUUAGAAGACUUGAAGACUGACAUCGAAGAGUUUAUAUCUUGCAUUAGAGCUAUUAUAGAUGCUCCCAGACCUAAUAAAGAAAUUCUUCCUGCCAAUACCCUUAAAGAGUUAGGUCGUGCAGUUUACCAACCUCUCAGAGAACUGAUGCCGAAGUACACAGAGCUUCAGAUACAGUUGUUUCAAGCUAAUCUUAAUGAUUAUCAAAUAAAACAGGAUGAACUUCUAGAACAUUCUAGAGGGUUGCUCAAUGUGGCAGAGCGUUGUGAGGGCUGGUUGAGUACAGCAUAUACUAGAGGGAAGAAGAUAGCAGGCAACGCUGUGUUACCUUACUAUAUACCUGCUGUUGAGGCGUUAUCAUCAUCCAUUCUGUCCCUAAUAUCCUCUCAUAGUCGUCGCAUAGAGACGCAUUUCUUGUCCACUGUAACUUCUGGACAAAGCGCUGGCGUGCUUAGUGAGAGUUUUCCCGCAGCACUCGCUUUAGAGGCUGCUACUGCUGAACUACUGAGGGUGCUGGCUGCUGGAUUGGAGACAGUUGAAGACCCAGAUCAUCCUCUCCUGGACCUCAAGAGUCUACUUCUGGACGGUGAGGUGUCACCGCCGCAGCUGACCUCAGUAUCCGGUCUGCAGAGAGCCAGAGAACAACUCAGAUCACUCGCUAGAGCUGUUCUAAGGAACCCAGUGGAUGUUCAACUUGAUAAAAUACCACAGUUAUCAGUUUGGCACAACAAUGAUGCUUUGUCAACGGACUUGCCAGAUUUCGCGUUAUCCCCACAGGAAUAUAUUACAGAGAUUGGACAGUAUUUAAUGACGUUACCUCAACAUUUAGAAAUGCAUUUACCAGAAAAACAAGCGCCAUGGCAGUUUUUGUCUGAGGUUUGUUCUCAUACAUGUGAAGUUUACGCAGAAAAGAUAUUGAAUGUCAGAAAUAUGGAUGCUUUGGGUACAAAAAGAUGUCUCACUGAUAUUGUAUAUUUGUCAAGUGUGGUAGAAGAUCUGGGCACCAGUAUUACACCAGCAUUGAAGAAUUUAGAGAAAUCUCUCCGAGCUGCUGCACCUAGUCAAAAUGAAUAAAGUUUGAAAAAACUAAAUGUAA